Molecule: messenger RNA, 231 nt
Organism: Coprinopsis cinerea okayama7#130
Lineage: Eukaryota; Fungi; Basidiomycota; Agaricomycetes; Agaricales; Psathyrellaceae
Exons: 2
Coding region: 1-231 (76 amino acids)
Source: RefSeq, a predicted model, not a curated record
AUGCCGAACUCAAACUUGAAGUACCUCCCCCUCGUCGCCUUCCUCUUCCUAUCCCUCUCAUAUCUUGAAGGUACUCAAGCGACAAAGCUCGUCCUCCCCGGUGUAACCAAAAUCUACCCCACCACCGAACCCACCACGACUCCGAAGGUGGUCAAGACGAACAGGCCUUGGGAGGUCACGAAGGGAUACCUCAACCCGACGACCACCGUGACCACCACCACGCCCUACUGA